Molecule: messenger RNA, 1787 nt
Organism: Corylus avellana
Lineage: Eukaryota; Viridiplantae; Streptophyta; Magnoliopsida; Fagales; Betulaceae
Source: RefSeq, a predicted model, not a curated record
CCAUACUCGAUCGCUAACCCCCCUUAGUUCUCUUCUCUCUCUAUCUCUAUCUAGAUCUCUCUCUUUCUCUCCUUUACUUGUGGGCACCAUGGGAACCGUUGGGGAAUCUGAACACCUGGUGAGCUUUGCUCCCCCUAGAAGCUUUGCCACCACGUUGAAAUCCGAUCUCAAAGAAACUUUCUUCCCGGAGGAUCCGUUCCAGCAAUUCCGAAACGAAAAACCAGGCGCCCGCGUUAAAAAAGCCCUGCAAUACUUCGUCCCAAUCUUCGAAUGGCUUCCCAAAUACAAUUUACAAUUACUCCGAUACGAUUUGCUGGCGGGUGUCACCAUUACAAGCCUCGCAAUCCCUCAGGGAAUCAGCUACGCAAAACUCGCUAGCCUUCCUCCAAUCAUCGGCCUCUAUUCUAGCUUUGUUCCGCCUCUUAUAUACGCUCUUUUCGGGAACUCGAAGCAUCUUGCGGUGGGAACGGUGGCGGCAUGCUCACUGCUCCUGCAGUCUACCAUUUCAGACGUUGUAUCGCCGAAAGAUGAUCCGGCAUUGUAUCUCCACUUGGUUUUCACGGCAACGUUCAUCACCGGCGUCUUUCAGACGGCUCUAGGUUUUCUGAGGUUGGGAAUUUUGGUGGAUUUUUUGUCGCAUUCCACGAUAACUGGUUUUAUGGGAGGAACGGCGAUAAUAAUCUGCCUGCAACAAUUGAAGGGCUUUUUCGGAUUGACGCAUUUCACGACUAAAACCGACGUCAUAUCUGUGAUGCACGCAAUCUUCAAGAACAGAAAGGAGUGGAAAUGGGAGAGCGCAGUCGUAGGUAUAAGUUUCCUUUGUUUCCUCCAAUCAACUAGAUACGUGAGAAAAAGAAGACCAAAACUGUUCUGGGUUUCGGCUAUUGCUCCAAUGGUGACUGUUCUUGUAGGCUGUUUGUUUGCUUAUUUCUUUCACGCCGAGGACCAUGGUAUCCAAAUUGUGGGAGAAUUGAAGAAAGGAAUAAAUCCUCCUUCUAUUAACUUAUUAAACUUUGAUUCUAAGUAUCUGCCAACAGUAAUAAAGGCUGGUGUUGUAACAAGCCUUAUAGCUCUGGCUGAAGGUAUAGCAAUUGGAAGGAGCUUUGCCAUUCUGAAAAAUGAACAAGUUGAUGGGAAUAAAGAGAUGAUAGCCUUUGGAUUCAUGAACAUCGUUGGAUCUUUCACUUCAUGCUACUUGACAACCGGACCAUUUUCGAAAACCGCUGUAAAUUUCAACGCGGGAUGUCGGACGGCGAUGUCGAACAUAGUAAUGGCUGUCUGCAUGGCGCUGACGCUACUGUUCUUGGCCCCUGUCUUUCGUUACACCCCUCUUGUUGCUUUGUCUGCCAUAAUCAUGUCGGCCAUGUUUGGACUCAUUGACUAUGAAGCCGCUUAUCACCUCUUCAAGGUUGACAAAUUCGAUUUCGUCAUUUGCAUGGCUGCGUUUUUCGGUGUCGCCUUCGUAAGCAUGGACGUCGGCCUCAUGCUUUCAGUUGGACUUGGUAUACUCAGAGCACUCCUGUAUGUGGCAAGGCCUGCAACUUGCAAGCUUGGGAAAGUAUCAAGCAGAAAUACUUUUCGUGACACUGAGCAGUAUCCAGGUUCAACAAAUGUCCCAGGGAUCCUAGUUCUACAACUUGGCUCUCCUAUUUACUUUGCCAAUUCCACCUAUAUCAGAGAAAGGAUUUUAAGGUGGAUUCGUGAGGAGCAGGCUAUUUCAGAUUCUGAAGGGCAUACUCUUGAGCACGUCUUAUUGGAUUUGACAGGAGUUACAUCCAUCGACAUGA